Messenger RNA from Cordyceps militaris CM01, 1515 nucleotides. RefSeq lists its product as uncharacterized. Bases 1 to 1515 code for a protein of 504 amino acids. The transcript has 4 exons. Lineage: Eukaryota; Fungi; Ascomycota; Sordariomycetes; Hypocreales; Cordycipitaceae. The record is from RefSeq and is a predicted model, not a curated record.
AUGGCGCAGCUCGCAGGUAGCCGUGCGGUCGCGCCACGCUCCGGCGCCGCCUUGGCCGUCCCGCCGGCGCUCCGCCCGGUCCUCCGCGCCUACGCCCUGGGAUACGCCUCGGCCGUGGCGCCCCGGCUGCUGACCCUGGCUGUCCAGCACAUCCUCAAGCUGCGGCGCAACUCCGAGCAGCUCCUGCCCUCAGAUCCCGAAGACGAGCCCACGUUUCUCGCUGGCGCCCGCUACAUCCUGCGCUCCGGCUUCGACCCGCAGCGUUUUCCAACCUUUUGCGCUGUUCUCGUGGCCGGAACCUCUUUAUUACAUAAACCACUCGACAAAGUCAUUGCCAGUCUGGGCUCCAGUCUGAGCCGGACUUCACGGUUGCGGUUGGCACGUUUCCUGUGUAGCUUCCUCGCAGGCUGGUUCGGCCUGAAGCUCCUCCACACAAAGGGCACCGCGCCGCGCCGACACUCGACGGCCCGACGAACCAAGCGGGAGGAAGAGAUUCGCUGCCGGAAGAUGGCCGGCCGCACCAUGGAUCUCACCCUCUUCGCCGCCACCCGCGCGGCCGACGUCGUUGUCGGCGAGCUGUGGUCGCAGCGCCGGUCCCGCCGCCAGCUUUCCAACAAAUGGACCAAGGCACGCCUCACCAACUUCCCCAAUACUUGUCGUCGCACCGAAUCCUUUAUCCAAUACAUGGCCGACCCGCUCGUCUUUGUCUCGUCCUGCGCCUUCAUCAUGUGGGCGUGGUUCUACCACCCGGACAAGCUACCGCGCGGGUACCAGAAAUGGAUCACGUCGGCCGCGCAGGUCGACACGCGCCUCAUCGAGGCCCUGCGGGGCUUCCACUUUGGCACCUAUAUCUACGGCCGCGAGACGGGCCAGGCCAGGCUCAUCGGCGACAUGUGCGACGAUUACGGCCUGCCGCGCCGCUGGGGCGACCCGGCCGUCCACGUUGCCCUGCCGUGCGAGAUUGUCCACAUGGGCUGCGGCCCCUCGUGCGAGUACCACGCCCUCAGUCGCUUCGCCCGCUCCUGGAAGUGGUCCAUGUACACGUACCUGCCUCUCGCGCUCGCCCUGCAGCUGCGCCGCGGCGUGCCCUCGCAGCGCGGCCUGCUCGGCGCCCUCCGCUCCGCGUCCCGCUCCUCGGCCUUUCUCGCCAUGUAUAUUACCCUCUUCUACUACGGCGUGUGCCUCGCCCGCACCCGCGUCGGGCCACGACUCGUCGGCACCGACACGGAGGCACGCCAACACCUCGAUAGCAGCCUUUGCGUCGGCACUGGCUGCUUCCUCUGCGGGUGGAGCGUCCUGAUUGAGACGGCGAGCCGCCGCAAAGAUAUGGGCUUGUUUGUCGCGCCCCGCGCCCUCAGCACCUUUGUGCCCCGGCAGUACCCCAAGGAGAAGCAGUGGCGUGAGACGUUGGUCUUUGCGGCCAGCACGGCCAUCGUGUUCACGUGCGUGCUGGAGAACCCACGCCGCGUCCGCGGUGUGCUUGGCGGUGUACUCGGCUACGUCCUAAGAGAGUGA